Molecule: messenger RNA, 5468 nt
Organism: Teleopsis dalmanni
Lineage: Eukaryota; Metazoa; Arthropoda; Insecta; Diptera; Diopsidae
Gene: kkv
Product: chitin synthase chs-2
Exons: 11
Coding region: 1-4779 (1592 amino acids)
Cellular component (GO): cell septum; cell periphery
Molecular function (GO): chitin synthase activity
Source: RefSeq, a predicted model, not a curated record
AUGUCUGCCAUAAGGCAUCGCCCUCUGGCACCUCCAGGGACGGGCGAUAGUGAUGACAAUUUUACAGAUGAUGAGAGCACUCCAUUAACUCAAGAUAUUUAUGGCGGAAGUCAACGCACUAUACAAGAAACAAAAGGCUGGGAUGUAUUUCGAGAUCCACCCAUAAAAGUCGAAACUGGUUCAACUGCCAAUCAAGAAUGUUUAGAAAUUACAGUGAAAAUUUUAAAAAUAUUUGCCUACAUACUAACAUUUAUAAUAGUACUAACGGGAGGGGUGGUAGCAAAAGGCUGUGUCUUAUUUAUGACAUCACAAUUACGUAAGGAUAAAAAAAUAGAAUAUUGCAAUAAAGAUUUGGGUCGCGAUAAGACUUUCAUCGUUAAACUGCCAGAGGAGGAGCGGAUAGCAUGGAUAUGGGCACUAAUGAUAGCUUAUGCGAUACCAGAAAUCGGUUCACUUAUACGUUCUGCACGCAUUUGUUUUUUCAAAACCUUCAAAGUACCAAAGACUGGUCAUUUUCUAUUCAUCGUACUAAUGGAGAGUUUUAGUGCACUCGGCACUGCACUGCUUAUGUUUGUUGUACUACCACAAAUUGAUGCUAUACAAGGCGCAAUGUUAACGAAUUGUCUAUGCGUGAUACCUGGCAUAUUAGGAUUAUUAUCACGCACUUCUAAAGAAGGCAAACGGGCCGUAAAAGUUAUUAUAGAUAUGGCUGCUGUAGCGGCACAAGUAACUGGUUUUGUUAUCUGGCCAUUAUUGGAGAAUCGUCGAGAAUUAUGGGUUAUACCGGUAGCGUGUUUAAUGAUGUCAUGUGGAUGGUGGGAAAAUUACGUUUCUCCUCAAUCACCUUUCAGACUGAUUCGCGCCAUGGGACAUAUUAAAGAAGAACUAAAAUAUACACGCUACUUCUGUCACAUGUUCAUAUCGAUUUGGAAAAUAUUUCUGUUUUUCUGCUUAGUACUUUUAAUAUAUUGGGUACAAGGUGAAGAGCCUGGAAAUAUAUUUAGCAUGUAUAGUGAUGCAUUCGGUCCACAUAAAAUAUCUGUUGACGAGUUGGCAACAAGUUUGACUAAUGUUCUACCAGAUACUUUAGAUGCAGCUAAUAUAGAUACCAUCGACAUUGAUGCCUCACACAAUAUGGUCAUUUAUGUAUUACUUUUACAAAUUUUUGGUGCUUAUAUGUGUUAUAUCUUUGGAAAAUUUGCUUGCAAAAUUCUUAUACAAGGGUUCAGUUAUGCCUUUCCAGUCAGUUUGACAGUACCUAUCACUGUUUCACUGCUGAUAGCUGCUUGUGGUUUACGCAUCGAUGAUCCCUGUUUCUUCCAUGACACAUUACCAGACUAUUUAUUCUUUGCGAGUCCAUCAAACUUUAGAUUUAAUGAUUUUGUUACACAACAAAUGGCCUGGGCUUGGAUACUGUGGUUACUAAGUCAAACUUGGAUUUCGCUGCAUAUUUGGACACCAAAAUGCGAACGUUUAGCUACAACCGAAAAAUUAUUUGUUAAACCUAUGUACUCUUCCUUGGUUAUUGAUCAAUCUAUGGCAAUGAAUCGUCGUAGAGAUGAUCAAGCAGAUGUUAAAACAGAGGAUCUCUCCGAAAUUGAAAAAGAAAAGGGUGAUGAAUAUUAUGAAACCAUAUCUGUGCAUACUGAUGGUUCAGCUAUGCACACUAAACCAACAAUCAAAUCUUCUGAUCAUAUAACCAGAAUUUAUGCUUGUGCUACUAUGUGGCAUGAAACUAAAGAUGAAAUGAUGGAGUUCUUGAAGAGUAUUAUGCGUAUGGAUGAAGAUCAAUGUGCUAGAAGAGUAGCCCAAAAGUACUUGCGUAUAGUGGAUCCAGAUUAUUAUGAAUUUGAAACACAUAUUUUCUUUGAUGACGCUUUCGAAAUUUCGGAUCAUAAUGACGACGAUAUACAAGUAAAUCGCUUCGUCAAAUUACUUGUAGCGACUAUGGAUGAAGCCGCCUCUGAAAUUCAUCAAACCACAAUACGUCUACGACCACCUAAAAAAUAUCCCGCACCUUACGGUGGUCGCUUGGUUUGGACUUUACCUGGCAAAACCAAAUUUAUUACACAUUUAAAAGACAAAGAUCGCAUACGUCAUCGUAAACGUUGGUCACAAGUAAUGUACAUGUACUAUUUGUUGGGACAUCGUCUAAUGGAAUUGCCAAUAUCAGUGGAUCGUAAAGAUGUAAUUGCAGAGAAUACUUACUUGUUAACCCUCGAUGGUGAUAUUGAUUUCAAGCCCGCUGCUGUAACAUUGCUCGUGGAUUUAAUGAAAAAGAAUAAAAAUCUAGGUGCAGCUUGUGGACGUAUACAUCCAGUUGGUUCAGGUCCUAUGGUAUGGUAUCAACUUUUUGAAUACGCUAUUGGUCAUUGGCUGCAAAAAGCUACCGAACAUAUGAUUGGCUGUGUACUUUGUAGUCCUGGUUGUUUUUCACUCUUUCGUGGUAAAGGUUUAAUGGAUGACAAUGUUAUGAAAAAAUAUACUACACGUUCCGAUGAAGCUAGGCAUUAUGUGCAAUAUGAUCAGGGUGAAGAUCGUUGGCUUUGUACGCUAUUAUUGCAAAGAGGUUAUCGUGUUGAAUACUCAGCUGCAUCGGAUGCCUACACACAUUGUCCUGAAGGUUUCAAUGAAUUCUAUAAUCAACGUCGUCGUUGGGUACCUUCAACUAUAGCCAAUAUUAUGGAUUUACUCGGUGAUGCUAAACGUACUAUUAAAAUUAAUGACAACAUAUCGUUGUUGUAUAUUUUCUAUCAAAUGAUGUUAAUGGGUGGUACUAUACUUGGUCCAGGCACGAUCUUUCUUAUGUUGGUGGGUGCUUUUGUCGCUGCUUUUCGUAUUGAUAAUUGGACAUCGUUUCACUAUAAUAUUGUGCCUAUACUGGGUUUUAUGUUUGUUUGCUUUACGUGUAAAUCUAAUAUACAACUGUUUGUAGCACAAGUGCUUUCGACAGCUUAUGCGCUUAUCAUGAUGGCUGUUAUAGUCGGUACGGCAUUGCAGUUGGGUGAGGACGGCAUUGGUUCACCAUCUGCGAUAUUCUUAAUAGCUAUGACGGGGUCAUUUUUCAUAGCGGCGUGCUUGCAUCCGCAAGAGUUUUGGUGCAUAACAUGUGGUUUAAUAUAUUUGCUCUCGAUACCUUCCAUGUAUUUGCUACUCAUUCUGUAUUCUAUCAUUAACUUAAACGUCGUCACUUGGGGGACCCGUGAAGUUGUAGCAAAGAAAACGAAGAAGGAAAUGGAAGCUGAGAAGAAAGCAGCAGAAGAAGCUGCUAAACGUGUUAAACAAAAAAGUAUGCUCGGUUUUCUGCAAGGUGGCAUAGGUAAUAAUGCUGACGAGGAAGGAUCAGUAGAGAUAUCGCUUGCUGGACUAUUUCGUUGUAUAUUAUGUACGCAUGGCAAAACAAGUGAUGAGAAAGCGCAAUUAACUGCAAUAGCCGAAUCUUUGGACACAAUUAAAUCACGUUUAGAAACUUUAGAGCAUGCCAUAGAUCCACAUGGACAACAUACACGCCAUGGACGGAGACGCACUACAUCAAGCGGAUCUAAAGAUCAUCAUUUAUUGUCCUCUGUAGCAGAAAAAUCAGGUGAUGAGUCGGAAGAAUCAGAUUCAGAUACUUCAGCAGAACCCAAACAAGAACGUGACUUCCUUACCAAUCCUUAUUGGAUAGAAGAUGCCGAUUUGCGUAAGGGUGAAGUAGAUUUUCUAUCAAGCGCUGAAUUGCAAUUCUGGAAAGACCUUAUAGACAAGUAUCUUUAUCCAAUUGAUAAUGAUCCUGUGGAACAGGCUAGAAUUGCUAAAGAUCUUAAAGAAUUGCGUGACUCUUCUGUAUUUGCAUUUUUCAUGAUAAAUGCAUUGUUCGUUUUAAUUGUAUUCCUUUUGCAAUUGAACAAAGAUAAUAUUCAUGUGAAAUGGCCAUUUGGGGUGCGCACGAACAUAACUUAUGAUGAAUCCACACAAGAGGUUCACAUCUCUAAAGAAUAUCUGCAAUUGGAACCGAUUGGUCUAGUGUUUGUGUUUUUCUUUGCAUUAAUUUUGAUAAUACAGUUCGUAGCCAUGAUGUUCCAUCGUUUCGGCACCAUAUCACACAUAUUAGCUUCAACCGAGUUAAAUUUAUGCAAAAAGAAAUCUGAAGAUUUAUCACAGGACGCACUGAUAGAUAAGCAUGCGGUGGAAAUAGUUAAAAACUUACAACGACUGCAAGGUAUAGAUGGUGACUAUGACAACGAUUCCGGUAGCGGACCUGAUCGUAUAGCACGUCGUCGGACAAUACAAAACUUAGAAAAAGCAAGACAACCGCGUAGACAAAUUGGAACACUAGAUGUGGCGUUUAAAAAGAGAUUCCUCAAGUUGACAGCAGAUGAAAAUAAUCCAGCUACACCAAUUUUAACCAGACGUAUGACUAUGCGAGCAGAAACAAUACGUGCUUUAGAAGUACGUAAGAAUUCUGUUAUGGCCGAACGUCGAAAAUCUGCAAUGCAGACUCUAGGUGCAAAGAAUGAGUAUGGAAUAACAACAACUACAGUGAUUAAUAACAAUGGCGGCAUACCAAAUCAACGCAGUGGACGUACAUCUACAGCUGGUAUAAGCAUCAAAGAUGUAUUCAAUGUAAAUGGUGGACAUGGAGAGCAAAUCUAUGGUUCCAACGGUGGAGGCACAAUAAAUCAAGGCUACGAACAUGUACUCGACGAUGAUGAUGGAAAUUCUUUGAGGUUAACGACGCGAAAUACAAAUCCACAAGUUUCAUGGGGCAACAAUACGACUAAUACUGGACGUCUGUAAUAUAACUCAAAUGAAAUUAACUAUUUUGUUUAUUGUUAGAUAUUUAAAAUUACAUUUUUUUUUUUGUUUGUUUUUUAUUUGAUAUUAUUUUAUAUAAUAUAAUUUAUAAUAUAUUAGUUCUUUAGUUUAAUGUCACAAAACUAUAACUUGAAACUAUUCAACUGCCUAUGUAAAACUGAUGUACUCGUAACUUUUAUACUCAAAACUGCCUUUAAUUUCACAACUAAAAAUAUAAACAAUAUUUUACUUUUUUUUAAAUUAAAUUAAUUAAAUUAAAUUAGAAAACAAAAAACCAAUUGUAAAUACAUAUGAUAAUAAUAAUUUUAUCAAACAACGAAGAUUUUUGCUAAUCACACUGCCUGCUGAUAUUUAAGACUUGUGAAAUUGGACGCAUACUAUAUCGUAUGUUGGAGGGGAAAGUUGUUGAAGAUUCCCAAAAUCCUUGUUUAAUAAAGUAAAAUAAUGUUGCAAUUUUAGUUUUAGAAUUUGUUUUUAAUAUUUAAAAAUUGUUGUAACUGAAAAAUUGUUUAAUUCGCAACUAAUUCAGUCAAUUUACAGCAAUACCAGUAAAUGAUAUAUAAAAAAUACUCAUUUGUCAAUUUGUAAUAUUAUUAAAUAUUUGUAUUGUAUGUAUAUGUAAAUUAGUUUAUAUUGAAUAAUUUUUUUUAAUGUAAAAUUGUUUUAUAUAA